UUAAUAUUGCUUUUAAUUAUGCAACUCUCUUCCAGAUGCGUGUUGCACCUCCUCCAGAUCACUGAGGAGAUCCAGAUGGAAGCUCUGGACCAAACUUCAAAACAUGCAACUUCUGGUCCGUUGAAGCAGAAACACAACAGGCCCCCGUGACAGAAUAACAAAAGUCAGCCCUUAAGUAACAAUAGCGAACAACUAAGACAUGUUUGUACCAUAGUGGCCGUUGGUGUUAAAUGACAAAGAUAUGUUCAAUCCAACCAGAUGUCAGAACACAGUAACGCACACACGCAUGAGACAGAUGAGGCCGUCCAGUAAUUUAUUGGUAACCAACAAACAUGUGGAACUCAGGUCAUGCUUGUCUGAAGGCUAAGAAACGCACGCCAUUCAUAUUCUUUACAGGGUUUCAAAAGCAACACAAACGUCUGUUAGACAUCUGCAACAUAUUUGUUCUCUCUGAGAUGUCUUCACUCAACUCUGUGACUCAGUGUGAAACACAACAGUCUGGCUGACGCUCGGAGCUGUGCGGAGCUCUCUGUGUUGCUGCACGGAAGCAGAUUCUGUACGGUGGAUUUAAAAAUCUCAAAAAUGAUGGAAGCCAGAGGAUUUUGGGUGGUGUUCUGCCUUCUCCUGGUGGCACACAGCUCACUUCAGCAGAGAAGAAAAAAGAAGGAAACCAAUGCUUCAACCAAUGCUGCCAUUGAGGAGUUAAAGAAACAAAUUGAUGACAUUGCUCAGGACGUGAUCCUGUUAAAAGAGAAGCAGGCUUUACAAACAGUUUGUCUGAAAGGAAUAAAGGUCCUCGGCAAGUGUUUCCUGGCUGAUCCAGUGAAGAAGCCCUUCCACACAGCCAGCGAAGACUGCAUCGCUAAAGGAGGCAGCCUGUGCACUCCUCUGACGGGGGACGAGAACGACCAGCUCCACAGCUACGUACGCCAGAGCAUCGGCCAGGAGGAGCACAUCUGGCUGGGCAUCAACGACAUGGUGUCCGAAGGCAUUUGGGUGGACCAGUCGGAAUCCAAAGUGCGCUUCAAGAACUGGGAGAUGGACAUCACCCUGCAGCCAGACGGGGGGCGGAGCCAGAACUGCGCCAUCCUCUCCGUCACAGCCAACGGAAAGUGGUUUGAUGAGAACUGCAGAGCCGAGAGGGCCUCUGUGUGCGAGUUCAACAUCGUCUGAGAGCCUCCUCCUCCUCCUCCUCCGACACAAUCACUUGCAUGAACACGAGCUCUGCUCCGCUUGCUGAGAAGCGCAAAGCAUUUGGAAGCUGAAAGGUACACUUAUGCAAUGCCCUGAAAAUGAUGCAUCCUUCUUCAGCUCACCUUUUCUUGAGCAAGCCUUCCUGAUGUCAUUUCAGAUUAGAAACUAUUCCACAAUGGGGUCUGGGACAUCGUUUCCUUCCAGCUAAACUUAUACAGUCAAUAAAUAAUAAUAAUAAUAAUAAUAAAUAUGUGUCCUCAUACAGCAUUGCAUUCAUAAAGGUAAACACUGGAUGGCUUGUUCUUUUUGUUUUUAAUCUGAUAAUCACUGUCAUGAACCACCCCUUUUUUUUAUAACUGAAGAACAACCAAGAAUAACUUUUCUGUAGCAUCCUCUUUAUUUCUGAUUGUGAAUGUCACGUCAUGCUGCUUCAUUUUUACUUCUAUGAUGUUAAUAAACCAAGUCUCCUUAUGUAA
This is a messenger RNA of Mugil cephalus (flathead mullet), 1670 nucleotides long. RefSeq names its product C-type lectin domain family 3, member Ba (gene clec3ba). The record is from RefSeq and is a predicted model, not a curated record. NCBI's taxonomy places the organism in Eukaryota, Metazoa, Chordata, Actinopteri, Mugiliformes, Mugilidae. The transcript is spliced from 3 exons. The coding region runs from base 583 to 1173 and encodes 196 amino acids. Gene Ontology annotation, biological process: ossification; bone mineralization.